CUGUAACGUUACAUCCAUUUCAUAAGAAAAUAAAGUUGUUUACCUUCAACUGGAAGCGUGUUUAUUGACAUUUUAAAAUCAUUUCUUAACGUCAAUUCAUGUUUGAUGUCCGGCGUUUGUAUAAAAGUGUCGAGAAAGGUGUGCUAACGUUAGCUCACGAAUGCUAACGGCUACAAUUUGCUAACUUUGCUAACAAGUAAACAUGCUGCUUCUAGUAGCUUUUAAGACUCGUAAACACAGAAGUUAAUAAACGACAGCGUGGUGAGAGGAUUCUUACUUUCAGAAGCAAACAGCCGGGAUGAAGAAGUGGAACUGGAGAGAAGGACAGAGACCCUACCGGCGACGAGGUGGUGGUCAGCGCCACGGUUGGUACAGAGGCAACCGGCACAGGUCAACACAGGAGGACCAGUGGUUUGGAUAUAAUGAUGCAGGGCCAUCAUACAGAGCACCGCAGAGGAGAUAUGAAAACCAGUCCACCUCUUCCACACCCUCAUCCUCCUCAUCAUCUUCCUCUUCCUCCUCUAAGAGCAGCAGUGCUGCACCAGAGCUGCCUGGUUUCUACUUUGACCCGGAGAAAAAUCGUUACUUCCGCCUGUUGCCUGGACACAACAACUGUAACCCGCUGACCAGAGAGCAGAUACGGGAGAAAGAAAGAGAGAAAGAGAGAAACAAGAUGCUCGCAGAAGAUGAAAAACCUAGAAAAAAAGCACCAAGAAACGGACUGAACAGUUCGCUGCUGCUGCAGAAAAGACACCUUGGCCUGUUACCCGAAAACUCCUAUUGCAGGCUGGUCCAUGAGGUGAAGGUCAGUGGAAUGAGACGCCACAAAAUAGAGAUCCAGAGCACGGACAACAGCAGCAACCCCAACACCGACAACUUCAGACUCAUAGUGGGGGACUCUGCAUGUGAGCGAGUCUUCACAGUCAAUGACGUGUCACACGGAGGCUGCAAGUACGGCAUCAUGAACUUCAGCAGCAGCAGCCGGGGCUCUCUGUCUGUGGAAAUGUGCGACAACCUCUACUUCACCAACCGCAAGGUGAAUUCCAUCUGCUGGGCCUCUGUCAACUACCCAGACUCUCACGUCUUGCUGUGUCUGGUCGGAGCUGCGGACACCCCCGGCUGUGUCAGCUUACUUCCUGCUUCCCUCUUCAGCAACUCCAACCCAGAGCAGCCGGGCAUGCUGUGCAGCUUUAAGAUCUCCUCAGCCUGGUCUUGUGCUUGGUGCCUCAACCCCCAGUUUGACAAAACCUUCAGCACUGGUCUGUCCCGUAGGGUGAUAGUUAAAGAUGCAGAGACGGGGCGAACGCAGACGUACAGCUCCGGCAGCGAUGUUUUGGCUCAGCAGUUUGCCCUCAGAGUCCCUGUGCUGUUUAACGGUUGCCGAUCAGGAGAGAUCUUCAGCAUCGACCUGCGUCAGCGCGGACGCAGGGAUCAGAGCUGGAAGACCAGCCGCUUCCAUCAAGAGUCAGCCAUCACCUCCGUACGCGUCCUGCAGGAUGAGAACUACCUGCUCGCUGCUGACAUGCUGGGCCAGAUUAAACUAUGGGAUGUGCGAGUGACGAAGCCGGUACAGGAGUACAAAGGGCACUUUAAUGAGCACGCCUACCUUCCCAUUCACGUAAAUGAGCCUGAGGGGCUUCUGCUGGCAGUCGGUCAGGAUUGCUACACCAGGAUAUGGAGCCUAAAAGACGGCCACCUGCUGAGGACCAUCCCGUCACCCCACGCGGCCGCAAACGACUUGAUCCCGAGCGUGGUCUUCUCCUCUAAGCUGGGCGGCUGCAGGGGGCUCCCCGGCCUGCUCAUGGCCGUCAAACACGACCUCUACUAUUUCCCGUACAACACUGACUACCAGGACGGAGGAGAGCAGCCGGCCAGCUUUAAUUUAGGAGAAGACUGAGAAUGCCUUAUCUCACAAAUCAUUUAAAAAAAAAAAUUCUGCCAAAUGUAUUAAUGAAGUAUUUCAUAAUUGAAGGGGUUGGCCGGUAUGCAGUUUAUUUGUACGAGGCUGUGCUGAACUUUCGGAGAAAUGAACUCAGAAGAGUGCGUUUAAGUCUCAGGGGAAUGUUAUUUUUGACCUACUUGUUUGUGCCAAAAGGAAGACAGAAGUGCCGCAUACAUGAGUGCACACAGUUACUACAGUUGAAGGAAUACUUCCCCCGCACAGUGAUCAUUUAUCAAUUACUCAGCGUUUCGUUGAAUUUAUGAAGAAAUCUUUCAGGGUUCCCACACAUUUCCAAGGAAUCAAUUUUUAAAAAAAUCACAACAUAUCAGAUUCAAAUUCUAUUCAAACGUAAUUCCAGGUAGCUGGCAUUCAUGAAGGGAGAGAUGGAGAGUGGGGAGAAAAUGAAGAAACUUACAUGACAGCACAUCGGCACGUUAGAGCUAAGUUAUGCUGACAGCCAUAAAUAAAUGUGAAAGGGAUGCACAAUAUUAGAUUUUUUUGCCGAUAUCCGAUAUGCCGAUAUAUAACAACCCAUUUGGCUGAUAACUGAUAUCGAUAUAUUCACUUUUUCCCCUCCCAAUAUUAGUGAUCAUAAAGUCUCUUCUGUAGUGGAAUUAACAUCAUACUGUGCAUUCUCUUAUUGUGACGGCCCACCAGCAGAUGGAGACAAAAACGCUAUGCCUUUCAGUACAUGUAAUGUGCAUUCAAUGUGCAAAAUAAGAAAAAUACUGAGGGCUGAUGUUUUCUACUGUCCACUUUGUCAAAUAAAAACAAAAAUAUAUCGGCAGAAAUCAGCAUGUUGGCCAAUUCACAUAUUUCAUAUUAAAGCAUAUAUCUGCCUAUGCAGGUGACGUGCCAAUGUUACCGUGCAUCCCUAAAAUGUACCACUAUGUUACAUUACAUGGAAGGUUCAUCACAGAGGAUUGUUGUAAUAAUUUCACACAACAAAUUUCCAUGACUUUUCCAAAACUUUCAGUGAUUUUUUUACUAAUUCCAUAACUCUCCCAGGCCUGGAAAAUGACAUUUUUUGAUUUUUCUGGGUUUUCCAUAACCAUCGGAAGGCUUAUCUUUAUUUUUGCAUAACCCCACAGUGAACGAAGAAUCCAAAAAAGCUAGCAUUCUUAAUGAAUUAAAGUAAUAGGAAGCAAUGUUUAACAACAGCAAAACCAUAUCAAAACAGCCGUUUAGAACCUCAAACAAUUCGUGCAGCAUAAUCCAAGUCUCAUUUAUCCAGUCACAUGCUCACUUCUUCCCAAACACAUGCAUUUAUGCAAAGAAUAUCACAAUGUCAAGCACUUCUGCCUAUAAGUAGUGCAGCUUGAGUAUGUUUGUGUAUGUAUGAGCUCCACAGAGUUCAAACUAGCACUACUGCAACCUCUAAAAAAAAGCUUAAAAUAGCCGCAUACAGACAUAAUAGGAUGUGAUCAACUCGCUGCAUUUUGUUACCCACCAUUUUUGAUGAUCCUGUGUUCUUCAGGUGUGUAUUGAUUGUAGGAUGUUCGGAUAGUUGUUGUUUGAUACAGAUUUUUCAGUUUGAAGCGUUUAAACAGAAUCAAAACUCCAGAGAAACAUUCCUCCAAAAUGAGACAUGCCUUUUAAAAAACAGGUAUAUCACAGAUUUAUCAAACAAUAAAACUGAGAUUAGACCAAAAAACCAGCCGCUUGUGGGCUGUUUCCUCUCUGGUGUCUUCCCUAUUGACUAAUUUCAUACAGCUGCCUUUAAUGAGGAUCCUGAGAUGUCACGGCAGGCGGUGCAUUUAAGUGACCCUCCAGAAAAGGGGAAAUUAAAAGCAAGUACAUUUGAAGCAGUAACUGUAUGUAAAGAUGGGCACUUCCUCCCACUGCCCAAAAAUAAAGCCAAAAUAUCCCGUAAACAGCUGCUGUCGUCACACAUUGGGACAUCAUUUGGAGCCAGCGUGUAUAAACACUCCUCCAACCAAUCGCAAGCACACCAGUAAGCAUACACAGCUGUCAGUCAUGUAGUCAAACCCCCUUUUGACAACAUUAAGUUUAGUUUUGCUGUUUUAAAUGUGGCCGUCAGUUACUUCAGUCCAUAAAGAGGUUAGCCUUUUUUGGAUUCUUCAUUCACCAUGAAGGCACGCAAGAAAAACGUCACGAUUAAAAGGUAAUGCGGCGAGUAACUGAUAUUGAAAUGGUCAUUUUAUGGGUGAAGAGUCCCUUUAAGAGUUCUUUAACCUUUACAAAUAAGUGCUCUUACUUAUGAUUGACCUUUGAUUUUUAAUGUAAUUUACGAUUUCUCUGAUUGGAACUUGAAAAGAAUUACGCUGCGUUUAUACUGUAAAUCAACACAUUUUCAUAUUGUUGAGUGACAAUUAUAUUCUAAAAAGACUCAGAGGUCUGCUGCUUUGUUUUUGCCUCUGAAUGAAACACAGACUCAAGUUUCUGCAGUUUAAUACAUACUGUACGAGCAUACAUGAGCAUAAAGGUACUGAUUUGUUCCUUGUGAUAUUCAUUGAGCACGUCUCUCUGAGAGGGACGUUCAAAGUGUUAUUUCAGUUUACUUGUUGCAAUAUUAACCAAACAAACUCUCCCAGUCAGUCGCUGAAAAAAAAAACACGUUAAUCAGUCAGAUCUCACAGACUGCAGUCGAACUCCUGACCGCGUCAUCGCGUUAUAUUUGUCACAUAAUUGUGAGGUACAGUCUCAAACGUUAAUAACAUGGUGCUCCUAGCUAACUAGCUACACAGCCUGAGUUGACAGAGUAACGCGUUACUCUUCUAGUUAUCUCCUGUUUUGAGGUUCCAGCCUCAAAGAUGGUUUCAAGUCUUUUCUGUUCCUUAUUGCUACUGUGAGCCAGCCACUCUAUAAAAGCUGCUGCAUUUCAUCCCACUGCGGUCAGAUUUGUCUUGUUAGCAGAUAGUAGUUUAAACAUUUUAAAAACAAAAUGAGGCCAUUUAAAAAUUUCCCUAUUAAAGUAAACUUUUUCCCCAUAUAUGUAUAUUCUAUGUAAAAUUUAAACAGUCAGUGUGGACAGCAUUAUUGAAGGGGAACCCCUGUAUUUUUCAACCUGGACCAUAUUUUCUCAUGUUUUUGUAUCUACGUAACUAAUGGGAACAAUUUUUGAAAUUGGUCCAGUACUGAGAGACACCGCUGCAGCCGGCGGCAGUGAAACAGGCUGCAAUGUAACCACUCAGGGCAGAUGCACAACUGUAAAUUUAUGUCCGUUAAAAGUGCUUGUUUUUGCUACUGACAGGCUCACAAGGUUAUUAUGAGUGUCUCAAAACAUUAGUGAAUGAAAACUGAGAUGCACAAUUGCUCAGAGAGGUUACAUUGCAGCCUGUUUUGCCACUGCAGCUGCAGCGCUCC
Messenger RNA from Plectropomus leopardus (leopard coralgrouper), 5269 nucleotides. It is a transcript of the gene wdr21, whose product is annotated as WD repeat domain 21. Gene Ontology annotation, molecular function: protein binding. Gene Ontology annotation, cellular component: Cul4-RING E3 ubiquitin ligase complex. The record is from RefSeq and is a predicted model, not a curated record. Lineage: Eukaryota; Metazoa; Chordata; Actinopteri; Perciformes; Serranidae.